AUGUCCACCCAACCCAGCUCACAACAACCGGACCGUCGCAUCCUCAAACCAAGCGGCACGAACGACUCGCCCCGAGCCCAACAAUACACCAAAGGCCAACUAACCAUCGACCAGCUGAAUGCGGACCCAACUACCCAAUUCCAGAUCUGGUUCGACCACGCCCAAGCGGAGAAAGUGCACCAGCCGGAAACCGUAACAUUAUCCACCGCGGAACUGCCCUCAGGUCGCGUAAGCGCCCGGAUGGUGUACCUCAAGGAGGCCGAUUCGAAGGGCUUCGUAAUCUACUCCAACUGGGAAACCUCCCGCAAAGCCUCAGACGUGUCGUCGAACCCGCAAGCAGCCCUGACGUUCUGGUGGCAAGAACUGGAGCGGCAAGUCCGGGUCGAAGGGCCCUGUCAUCGACUCACGGACGAGGAAAGUCAGGUCUAUUACGAUACGCGGAUCCGGGGUUCGCGAUUAGGUGCGUGGGCUAGUAGGCAGAGUGCGGUGCUUGAGGAUCGAGGGGUUUUGGAGCGGCAGGUGGAGGAUGUGGAGAGGAGGUUUGAGGGGGGGGAGAAGAUUCCCGUGCCGGGGUUUUGGGGCGGGUUGAGGGUUGUGCCGGAGAUGGUAGAGUUCUGGCAGGGGAGGCCGAGUCGGUUGCAUGAUCGGUUUAGGUAUUGUAAGGAUGGGAGUGGGGAGUGGAAAAUUGAUAGACUUAGUCCGUAG
Messenger RNA from Recurvomyces mirabilis, 705 nucleotides. RefSeq names its product pyridoxamine-phosphate oxidase (gene PDX3). NCBI's taxonomy places the organism in Eukaryota, Fungi, Ascomycota, Dothideomycetes, Mycosphaerellales, Teratosphaeriaceae. Gene Ontology annotation, biological process: pyridoxine biosynthetic process. Bases 1 to 705 code for a protein of 234 amino acids. Gene Ontology annotation, molecular function: pyridoxamine phosphate oxidase activity; FMN binding. The transcript has a single exon. The record is from RefSeq and is a predicted model, not a curated record.